AACAACUCGAGGCAGGUGACCGUGUCCUACGCUUCCUCCCACUCGCCGACGAGGCAACUGUACAGUCUGUACUAGACUCACGCUAACUUGACCUUCAAAGACUUGACAUACAGAUAUGUCGGCGAAGCUACGCGUUGCGUUUGUUCAUCCUGAUUUGGGCAUAGGCGGCGCGGAGCGACUUGUAGUUGACGCUGCCCUGGGCUUGCAGAAACUCGGACACGAAGUCGACGUAUACACGUCACACCAUGAUCCGAACCAUUGUUUCGACGAAACACGCGACGGUACCCUGAAGGUUCACAACAUUACACCACCCUUCCCUCGCUCGUUCAAAGGAAAAUUCCACAUACUCUUCUCUCAUGCUCGUCAACUGCACCUUACCAAACACCUACUCCGACCGACCACACCAAAGUAUGACGUCUACUUCGUCGACCAGUUGUCAACGUGUGUCCCGCUGCUGCGUGCUCUGGGUCGGACACGAGUGGUAUUCUAUUGUCACUUCCCUGACAAGCUUCUUGCCGACGGCGAAUUCGUGGAAGGGAAGGGGAGACGAAGAGGAAGUCUGCUGAAGCGCGUAUACCGCAUGCCCAUGGAUCGGCUCGAGGAGUUCACAACCAGACAAGCCGACGUGAUACUGGCCAACUCAAAGUUUACCGCUCGUGUAUUCAAGACACACUUCGCUUCUAUCUCGUCAACGCCCAAGGUCGUAUACCCUGGUAUCAACUUGUCUGCGUACGAGGCAACCUCGUUUGACACCCAAGACAAAGACAUCCUAGACGUUGCUUCAGACCACCCAACGCUACUCUCGCUGAAUAGAUUCGAGCGGAAGAAGAACGCUGCCUUGGCUGUCGAUGCAUUCGCGCUGCUCCGGAAGAAGCUCACAGAUAGCGAGUCUGCUCAGCCUUCUAACCAGAUGCGGCUAGUCGUCGCAGGCGGCUACGACCCGCGCCUCGAGGACAACAUGAUGACCCUCGUCGCGCUCAUCGACCGCGCCAAAGCGCAUUCACUCUCCUUCAACAUCAUCACGCCCUCCACGUCACGCAUCAACAUCCCGCCCUUCGACACCACCCCCAGCGCGCCCGACGUCCUCUUCCUCCUCAACUUCACCACCGCGCAGCGCUCCGCCCUCCUCUCCGCGCCCUCGACGCUCGCCCUCCUCUACACGCCGACGAACGAGCACUUCGGGAUCGGGCCCGUCGAGGCGAUGGUCUGCGGCCUGCCCGUGCUCGCGUGCAACACCGGCGGCCCGACGGAGAGCGUCGUCGACAGCCCGCCAGAGGAGCGCACCGGCUGGCUGCGCCCGCCCGAGCCCGACGUCUGGGCGGAGGCGUUGACGGAGAUCGCGGGCCUCUCGGUGGAGGAGAGGCAGGCGUUGGCCGCGCGCGCGAAGAAGCGGGCGACGGACUACUUCGGGAUGGAGGCCAUGGCGACGGGACUGGAGAGCGCGCUGAAGGACGCGGCGGCGAUGGGCCCCGUUGUGCUGGACUCUUCGUUGCUGAUGCUCUUCUGGGCGUUCCUUGCUGUGCUUGUUGCGUUCGCAGUGCGGUUAUUCUCAGUAUCUUGAUCGACAUGUACGGCCGUAAUCGCACUCGAUGUGCACACCUAAUGUCAUCCACGUUGCAAUUAGG
Messenger RNA from Rhodofomes roseus, 1625 nucleotides. Its product is annotated as alpha-1,3-mannosyltransferase ALG2. Lineage: Eukaryota; Fungi; Basidiomycota; Agaricomycetes; Polyporales; Fomitopsidaceae. The transcript is spliced from 6 exons. Gene Ontology annotation, molecular function: alpha-1,3-mannosyltransferase activity; GDP-Man:Man(1)GlcNAc(2)-PP-Dol alpha-1,3-mannosyltransferase activity. The record is from RefSeq and is a predicted model, not a curated record. Bases 116 to 1561 code for a protein of 481 amino acids.